GAAUAUUCUAAGCAUUGAAAUGGAUAAACAGAAUAAAUACGAUAGACAACUCAGAUUGUGGGCUGCUUCUGGACAGAACAGCUUGGAGAAUUCCCACGUUUGUUUGUUAAAUGCGUCUGUAUUGGGUAGUGAAGCAAUGAAGAAUUUGAUUCUUCCUGGAGUUGGUGAGUUUACAGUUAUUGAUGAUCGCAUAGUGGGUCCUCAAGAAGCUCAAGGUGGUUUCUUCUUGGGCCAUCUGGAUAUAGGAUUGAACAGUUCAAUCGCAAUGGUGGAGAAUCUUUCAGAAUUAAACCCAGAUACUGCUGGAUAUUCCGAGACUAGGCUGAUUGAACAACUUUUGCAAGACGAGGAAGAUUCAUACUGGCAAAAGUUUCAGUUGGUUGUUCUUACUGAGAGGCACAGAUAUACAACUCAUAUAGUGGACAAAUUGAAAGAUAUAUUAUGGAGAUUGGAUGUGCCUCUCCUUAUAGCAGAUUCUAUGGGAUUUUAUGGAUAUGUCCGAGUAAUAGCACGUGAAAUAACUGUGGUGGAAACUCACCCAGAAUCAUUGAUUGAUCUCAGAGUUGACCAGCCUUGGGAUGAUUUACAGGCGUAUUGUGAUUCCGUCGAUUUAAUUGAAUUAGACAAUACCGACCAUGCCCAUGUACCAUAUGUAGUGAUCCUUGUUAAAGCACUCCAAGAAUGGAAACGACAAAAGGGAACUAGUCCAAAUACAUAUGAACAGAAACAACAAUUCAAAAGGAUGAUACUGGACAUGUCUAGAGAUCUCCGAAGUGAAGCAAACUUUGAAGAGGCAUACAAUUCUGCAUGGAGAGCUUCUCAAGUGACAACCGUUCCCGCACAUAUUACAGAACUUUUGGAAGAUAUAGAUUCACAACCAGGAAACUUAAAAAGUGUAUUUUGGGUAUACAUUUGCGCAUUAAGAAGGUUUUUAGUGAAAAACAAUGGAUUACUUCCUUUGCUGGGUGUGCUUCCAGACAUGGCAUCAGAUACAGAGAGGUACGUGGAAUUACAAGCCAUAUAUCGAGAAAAGGCUGCAAAGGAUCAAGCUGCGCUACGCUCCGAAAUAGAGGAAGUUUUAGAAUCAGAGUCAAUUAAAGAUGUUGAGUCUAGAACGGGAGAAGCAUCUGAAUUAACGGGACUCAUUUUAGAUGAUGAGUCCAUAAAAACCUUCUGUAAGAGUUGUCGCUUCCUUUAUGUCGCUCGUGGAAGUCGUGCAGACUUCACUUCAGAUAUGGUUCCUGAUGGAUUGUUAGCAAUUUAUUACGCAGUGAUCAAUGUGGGAAUCUUUUCAUCUAAUAAGGGAAGAAUUCCACAACCUGGGGAUUUAGAAUUGAUAACCAAAGGUGCAGAGAUAUCGGAGGAAUACCGUAAAAUCAUCGAAGAGAUUUUGGCCCACUAUUCAAUCCAAUAUCACAAUGUUUGUAGUUAUAUGGGUGGAAUUGUUGGACAGGAAGCACUUAAGUUGGUGACUCGUCAAUAUCGUCCGUUAGAUAAUUUGUACGUCUAUGAUGGGGUUCAUUGCUUGAGCGAGAAAUGGAAAAUAUAG
Molecule: messenger RNA, 1549 nt
Organism: [Candida] anglica
Lineage: Eukaryota; Fungi; Ascomycota; Pichiomycetes; Serinales; Debaryomycetaceae
Source: the annotation of a GenBank genome assembly